CUCCUGUAAACCUCUGGUUUCGAUCGGCUAUCCGGAUAACAUCCGGCAAUUGCACAUUCCGCACCACGCAUGGGACGAAGCCGGAGCCGCAGCGGGUCGCUGGACAGCUGGGGCCGUCGCCGCCAGCCGCGUGGGCGACCGAACGAGCGCGGUCGCGAUCGAAGCAGAGAGCGCAGCCGCGACCGCAGUCGGGAUCGCAGUCGGGACCGGCCACGCGACCGUCGUGGUGGUCGCGGGCAAACGCGGUCGCGGUCUCGGUCGUUUGACCGCCGUCGCCACCGAGACUCGCCGUCGCCGCCUCGGCGCUCACGUCGCAGCCCGAGUCCUCCGCGCUCGUAUCGCCGUAGUCGAAGCCCGAUUCCCAAACGCAACACCGCCGAAGAGAGCGACGCGGCCCGCGACUACAGAGAGCGUAUUCUGCAAGGCGAUGGCGACAGCACGACCACAGACGCGGUCGAAGCAACGGCCGACGCCGAUGAUGGCUUGACAGAGGAAGAGAAAAUGAUGGCGCUCAUGGGCUUUGGUGGCUUCAACACGACCAAGGGCCAACAAGUCGACGACAACGUCGCCGGUCCAGCCUCCGGGGCCGUGCGCAAGACGAGCAAGCGCGAGUACCGUCAGUUUAUGAACAAGCGUGGCGGUAUUCCUCGCGGCCCGCCGCCUCCGCCCUCCAUGUAGGCCUCCGCAAAGCGCACACCAAACCUCGCUCAAAACAGUCGUGCCAUUACACA
Saprolegnia diclina VS20 is the source of this 731-nucleotide messenger RNA. RefSeq lists its product as hypothetical. Bases 70 to 678 code for a protein of 202 amino acids. The record is from RefSeq and is a predicted model, not a curated record. The transcript is spliced from 2 exons. Gene Ontology annotation, biological process: RNA splicing. Gene Ontology annotation, cellular component: precatalytic spliceosome. Lineage: Eukaryota; Oomycota; Saprolegniomycetes; Saprolegniales; Saprolegniaceae.